GCGUCAGUAGGUACAGCUUCAGAUAAAGUUUUGGAUAGUUGCAAGUAGUUACUUUAUCAUCAAGAUGGUUAAAUUUGUUGGGUUGGUGCUUUUGGGCUUUGCUGCCUGCCUGGCUGUUGCUAUUCCACCCUCUGAAGAUUCAAAUGAACAUAUUCGAAUUCGAAGACUCUCUAUUGGAUACCAGGGGGGAAGUGAAUACGUGGGUCGUCACGGUGAUCACGUUGAUACAAUCGAGCAAAAUCCUGAUGGUUCUGUGUCGCGAGUUCAUAACAUUCAAGGUGGUGGUCAACUAGGUGGUUCCACAUAUCAAACUUUACAUGGUGAUCAUGUUGAUACAAUCCAACAACGUCCUAAUGGUAUUACGCGAGUUCAUAACAAUGGAGUUGGUUUUGGUGUUUCCAACGGAGGUAGUUUUGGUGUUGCCAAUGGAGGUUUCAAUUCACAACCUCAUUAUCCUAAUUACAAUACUGGUUAUAAUGGUAAUUAUAAUCCUGGACAAAUUAAUGUACCUGGUCAUGGACAUGGGCCACAUCAUCAUCAUCCUGAAGCUACGGCUGAAAUCAUUGAAUUUAGUGUAGAUGAACUUGGUCACGAUGUUGCAACAAAAACAGAAGUGUUUAGUGAUGGACAUGUUCAUAAAAAGACAACACAUAUUUAAUUCAUUGAUAAGAUUUCGACAGUUAUGACACUAAAUAUUAUUCUAGAUUUUUUUUGUCAAAAAUUAUAACAAUUAGCAUGUAGCUUGUAAUAUUUUUUUGGUAUU
Molecule: messenger RNA, 763 nt
Organism: Chelonus insularis
Lineage: Eukaryota; Metazoa; Arthropoda; Insecta; Hymenoptera; Braconidae
Exons: 2
Coding region: 65-658 (197 amino acids)
Source: RefSeq, a predicted model, not a curated record